AUGCGGCUCACCGGCGCAGCGGUAGUUCAAUUCACCUUCUGUGCAGCUGCUGCAGGCACAGAAUGGAGUGAGCCAGGGACUGCGCAGUUCGACUUCAGGAGCGAUGUCGUGACUCGACCGACACUUCCUAUGCUUCGAGCAAUUUUGGAGACCACUCUACAAGACGAUGUAUACCGUGAGGAUAAGACGACAUCUUCGUUUGAACAACGUAUGGCACACCUGACUGGCCACGGAGCAGGGGCAUUCGUACUAUCAGGGACCAUGGCGAACAUUUUAGCCUUGAGGACGCAUCUGACGCAACCUCCCCAUGCAGUGCUGUGCGAUUUUCGUUCGCAUAUCGUAACUUGGGAAGCUGGUGGCAUUGCAAGUAUCUGUGGUGCCAUGACUCAAGCACUCAGCCCAAGCAAUGGAGAAUUUUUGACGUUGGAAGAUAUUCAAAAGCACGCCGUCAUCAGUGACGAUGUACACCUUUGCCCGACUGCAGUUGUAAGUCUUGAAAAUACCAUCGCAGGACUCGUUCAUCCGUUAUCAGAGCUGAGAAGAAUCUCCAACUGGUCUCGAAACAAUAGAUUGAAGCUUCACCUGGAUGGCGCCAGGCUUUGGGAGGCUGUGGCUGCGGGUGCAGGAAGCUUGAAGGAGUUUUCCACUUGUUUUGACAGCAUUUCGAUUGACUUCAGCAAAGGUUUGGGGGCUCCCAUGGGUGCGAUGAUCCUUGGCAAUGCCGAAUUUAUUGCAAGAGCCAGGAGGGUUCGAAAGUCAUUGGGUGGUGGGAUGAGACAAGCAGGAGUGUUGAGCGCGGCUGCAAGUUCGGCUGUUGACGAGACAUUUGGAUCGGUAAUCAAUGGAAAGAGAUCAGGAGAAAGGCUCAGAGAGGUUCACUCAUUGACUAAAGAGGUUGCUCGUAUGUGGGUUCGGAGAGGUGGUAGGUUGAGUACGAGAACAGAAACUAACAUUGUAUGGAUUGAUCUGAAACAUGUUGGGAUCGGUAGCGCAGAAUUCAAUCAUAUUGGACAGAAGCAUGGAGUCAAGCUCAGCGGGAAACGUCUCGUCCUCCACUACAAUAUCAGUGAGGAAGCUUUGAAUAGGCUGGGUCUUGUUUUCGACGAAGUAUUUACGAGGGAUAGAACCGUCUGCAAGAACAGAAAAGAAACACAGGCAUAG
Mollisia scopiformis is the source of this 1161-nucleotide messenger RNA. Its product is annotated as l-allo-threonine aldolase. Bases 1 to 1161 code for a protein of 386 amino acids. Gene Ontology annotation, biological process: L-threonine catabolic process; glycine biosynthetic process. NCBI's taxonomy places the organism in Eukaryota, Fungi, Ascomycota, Leotiomycetes, Helotiales, Mollisiaceae. Gene Ontology annotation, cellular component: cytosol. The transcript is spliced from 3 exons. Gene Ontology annotation, molecular function: L-allo-threonine aldolase activity. The record is from RefSeq and is a predicted model, not a curated record.